AUGCGCUCGUACAAUCAGCGUAUCGCGCCAUACCCGGCGCCGACGAUCAGUCUUCCGAACAUCGCCCGCGACGUCUCACGCUUGCAGCAGCGUGUCGAGCAACUCGAGCGUGCCCUGGGCAUUGGCGCACAGGCCGAUGACAGAAGCGCGACCUAUUCCGGGUCGGCUACGUCGUAUCAGUGGGUCCCCGACGCGGACGGUGUUCCUACCCCGCUUCCUUUGCCGAUGGGAACUUCUCCCGGGAGGGGGGAGGGUUACGGCGUCAACCCGUACGCCGCCAAGCCGUAUGCCCCAGUGGGGGACCCACAAGCACACCUGUCGAAGGCCGAGAUCGCGGCCAUCAAGAAGACCGUCGUCAUACCCAGCCUGGAGGGACUCGGUCAGGCCGCGUUGUCCCGCCCCUAA
This is a messenger RNA of Punctularia strigosozonata HHB-11173 SS5, 405 nucleotides long. RefSeq lists its product as uncharacterized. NCBI's taxonomy places the organism in Eukaryota, Fungi, Basidiomycota, Agaricomycetes, Corticiales, Punctulariaceae. The record is from RefSeq and is a predicted model, not a curated record. The transcript has a single exon. Bases 1 to 405 code for a protein of 134 amino acids.